Etheostoma cragini (Arkansas darter) is the source of this 463-nucleotide messenger RNA. RefSeq names its product alpha-1-antitrypsin homolog. Gene Ontology annotation, molecular function: serine-type endopeptidase inhibitor activity. Lineage: Eukaryota; Metazoa; Chordata; Actinopteri; Perciformes; Percidae. Gene Ontology annotation, biological process: negative regulation of endopeptidase activity. The transcript has 2 exons. The record is from RefSeq and is a predicted model, not a curated record. Bases 16 to 396 code for a protein of 126 amino acids.
AGUCCGAUUCACUGAAUGUCUUUCUUCCCCCCCCCCCCUUCAAUAUGUUUCAGGAGACAUAACGUAUACAUUCCCAAGUUCUCCAUCAAGACUUCCUACAACCUGAACGAUGUGCUGUCAGAAAUGGGAAUGACGGACAUGUUCGGUGAUCGUGCGAAUCUGAGAGGCAUUUCAGAGGAGCAGGGACUGUCCGUCUCAGACGUCGUCCACAAAGCGACCCUGGACGUGGACGAGGCCGGCGCCACCGCCGCCGCCGCCACCGGCAUCGGCAUCACGCUGAUGUCCUUCCGCCACGUCCCGGUGCUGAAGCUCAACCGUCCGUUCAUGGUCCUCGUCACUGAACGCAACACGGAGAAGAUCCUCUUCAUGGGCAAGAUCCUCAACCCGACCCUCUGAUGGUCUCUCUGGGUCCCGCUCAGCUGGGCAGCUCAUAGCUCAUAUAUAAAGGAGCCAGAGAAACCUU